AUGCGCUUCCUUCCAGUCAAUAAUGCAAGCAUGCUCUUGGAGCUCGCAAAUCUUGAGCAAACACUAGCCCUGUUGGCAUCUCUUCAAGCUACACCAGUAUCUGGAAUCAAGGAACUGGUUCCAGCGGCCCGAACCCUGCUCAUUCGCUUUCAGCCGCAAGAAGUGACUGCGAUGCAGUUGGCGAGCGAAAUUAGCAAGCGAGAGCUCUCGGCCAAAUUGCGUCCUUCUAACAACUUGAUUGAAAUCCCGGUCUGCUAUGAUGGGGAAGAUCUUGAGCACGUUGCAAGCCUUACAGGGCUCAGCGUGAAAGAGGUGAUCCGCCGGCAUACAGAGAGUGAAUUGACUGUGGCUUUCUGUGGCUUUACGCCUGGAUUUGCUUAUCUGGUGGGCGGGGAUCCUGCGUUGAAUGUUCCCCGACGGAAGAACCCCCCGUACCCGCAUUCCGGCUGGCUCAGUGGCUAUGGCAGGAUCCUUUAG
Penicillium malachiteum is the source of this 477-nucleotide messenger RNA. Its product is annotated as 5-oxoprolinase subunit B family protein. Bases 1 to 477 code for a protein of 158 amino acids. The record is from RefSeq and is a predicted model, not a curated record. Lineage: Eukaryota; Fungi; Ascomycota; Eurotiomycetes; Eurotiales; Aspergillaceae. The transcript has a single exon.